AUGAUGUCGACAGCUGGGACUAAGGAUAAUGGGCUUCGGAGAUUGAAUCUGGGUAUUGCAUUGAUGCUGUCUGCAUCGGCGACGUCGGGAUACAAUGCUAGUCAGAUCAAUAGUCUUCUUGUCCUUCCGGAGUUCACGAAGUUUUUGAGUGUACUCAAUUCAAGCGAUACAGGUCUCAUCAUCGCUGCGGUUUCUUUGGGCGCCUUUCUAUCCUUUAUUCCUGCCUCGUACGUUGCCGAUAUCCUAGGUCGAAGAAUCAGUGUUUUCAUCGGCGCAAUACUGGUCAUACUCGCCGCCAUUAUCCAAGUUGCAGUGAAGCACCCCUGGGUCUUCUUUGCAACUCGAGUAGUUUCUGGAGUUGGUGUGGGAUUCUCACAAACUGCAGCCCCAUUAUUGAUUGCCGAAGCGGCACAUCCACGCCAACGACAAAGACUUACUGGUCUUUAUAAUGCAGUAUGGUUUUGUGGUUCAAUCACAGCAGCAGCCAUUGCCUUCUCGACCCUUUAUGUGAAAAAUAGUUGGUCCUGGCGUGUUCCUUGCUUGAUGCAAAUACUGUAUCCAUCAUUGCAACUAGUUGCUCUUUGCGUCAUUCCUGAAAGUCCACGAUGGAUGGUAUCGAAGGGUCGGAAGGAGGAAGCACGUACCAUGCUUAUAGAUUAUCAUGCCGAUGGGGACGCUGAUAAUCUGGAGGUCCAAGAGGAAUUUGAUCAAAUCUGCUGCAGCAUCAGUGCCGAAGCAGAUCUUAAGUCUGCUUCAGGCUGGAGUGCAUUCAAAAAUUCCAGGGGUGAUUUGCAUCGUCUAGCAAUAUGCAUCAUCUUGGGCUUCAUGCAAGAGUGGACGGGAAAUGGCGUUACCUCAUACUACCUACCCCCUAUUCUCGCAUCAGUCGGUAUACAUGACGCUUCCCACCAAGCCGCGGUCAACAUCAGCCUUCAAGUUUGGAACUUGGUAUUCGCCGUGGGUGGAGCGAACAUCUCGGGUCGCUAUGGAAGACGCAUUCUCUGGCUUAGUGCAACAACACUUAUGCUCAUAUUCCUAUCAACCGCCGCCGUGAUGGCAGGUCUAUUUGCAGAGCUACAUAUACUAAGUGCGGGUAUCACCGUGGUCCCAAUGCUUUUCCUCUUUUGCGGCGCGUACGACGUUGCAUACAUGCCUCUAUUUAUUGCCUAUCCAGCCGAGAUCCUUCCCUUCCAGCUUCGUGCCAAAGGUCUCGCUAUUACGCUCACAACAGACUCCCUCGCAUGUUUCUUCAACCAAUAUGUCAACCCAGUGGCAUUUGGCACCCUUGGCUGGAAGUACUUCCUCGUCUACUCUGCUUUCCUCGUUUUUGUUCUUGGUGUGGUGUACUUCAUAUUCCCAGAGACUCAGGACAAAUCUUUAGAGGAUGUUUCACGGAUCUUUGAUGAGGGGAAGAUUCUCCAAGUCAUGAGUCCCCGCGAAUCUAAAGAAUUUAAGACUGAACAGUUGAAAGAAAAGUUCAAGUCUGAAUUCUACGAGGCUGAGAUAUAA
This is a messenger RNA of Penicillium taxi, 1509 nucleotides long. RefSeq lists its product as uncharacterized. The coding region runs from base 1 to 1509 and encodes 502 amino acids. The record is from RefSeq and is a predicted model, not a curated record. Gene Ontology annotation, cellular component: membrane. Gene Ontology annotation, molecular function: carbohydrate:proton symporter activity. The transcript is spliced from 3 exons. Gene Ontology annotation, biological process: transmembrane transport; carbohydrate transport. NCBI's taxonomy places the organism in Eukaryota, Fungi, Ascomycota, Eurotiomycetes, Eurotiales, Aspergillaceae.